Molecule: messenger RNA, 834 nt
Organism: Annulohypoxylon truncatum
Lineage: Eukaryota; Fungi; Ascomycota; Sordariomycetes; Xylariales; Hypoxylaceae
Product: tRNA-splicing endonuclease subunit Sen15
Exons: 2
Coding region: 208-642 (144 amino acids)
Biological process (GO): tRNA-type intron splice site recognition and cleavage; tRNA splicing, via endonucleolytic cleavage and ligation
Cellular component (GO): tRNA-intron endonuclease complex
Molecular function (GO): nucleic acid binding
Source: RefSeq, a predicted model, not a curated record
UAUCAUAUUAAGAUAACGUAUUCUAUAAUAAGAAUAAUAAAAUCUUAGCGCUACUUAAGGCUUAACAAAACGGACUCAAACUUUUGUCGGGCGACUUGCAUAUUAUCUGAUUAUUCUUGCCAAAAGGGUCCUCAUUUUUUGACUUGAAGAUUUCCAUACACUUUCAUUAUUUACAUCAUCGAACAUCAAGAAGGUGUAAGGUUCAGGAUGACCGAGAAAACGUACUUCGAACACCUUGCGGCCACCGUGCUUGACAACCUCCGGUACCAGCAUGACUGGACCGAGCUGCAGAUAUUGACUCAUUCCCCCGUGGACAACUCGCCUCUACCCAGACCAAUGGUCUCCGGGCUCCCUCCUCGUCAACUCUACCUGCAUCCUGAUGACCAGAUCGAGAUGCUGAAAUCUAAUCCCGAUCUGGCGGGGCGUAUUCCAGAGAAGCCUGUCGUUGAAUGGGUACUGCCGACUCACUUGGCCGAGAAAUGGACGCUCAGGGCGUUUGCAAGUGUUUUCGAUUCUAUGCCGCCACAAACUCCAGCAAAUCCGGAUCGUGUUAAGAGAGUACUGCUUGCUACGAUGCACGACGAUUCUACCAUUGUCUACUAUUUCAUGCACGACGGCAUCGUGAAACCUCGGCAGAACUAGGCUUAUAACCUGGUGGCUCUAUCUCAUUCAACAAGACAACCUACCUAGGUAGCUUCGCUAUAUCUUCUCAGCUAUGGUUUGAAAAUUACUUUUUGUGCCUGCAUUUUGUCAAACAGGUCAUAUCCAGAUACAGCCAUAGAGAGCGGCAUAAUCUUCUCGAACAUAAACCUGGGAGAAGUUAAUGGCUACCGA